GACGUUAACAUUUGAGAAUACUGACAGGCGUGAGACAUUAGCAUCAGCUGAGAAUAUCAGCAAAAGCACAACAGCAUAAAAUAACUUGUAUUUCAGUCAAAGAAAUGAAAGUUGCUUAAGUAAACUGAUGUUUUCUUUUGCAGAAUAAAAGUUCUUACAAAACAAGUGCUAUGAUUUUCAGAUCUUCACAACACAGACCCGAACAUACCUAAUACUUUUGUCUUGUGUUCUAUUAUUCAUACAAAGUAUUCUAAUAAUUAUUUUGCGGCAUAUUUGUAAUAAUCUUAAGGUUUUGGUAACUUUCUCCUGUGAUUUUAUAUAAAAGCUUACACCAUUUUAAACCAACAUGUUUGAAUCAGAUGAUUUCGACCAGGUGCUGUCUCAGUUUGAGUUUCCAGAAGAUCCAUUGUUAGAAAAGAAAAGAACAGAAGAUAAAAAUGUGCUUAACAAACCCAAUUUGGUAGAAAACAUUACCAGUGAAAUCAUAUCUACAAAUGCUGCUCAAAAUACUAAACUUGAUGAGAAUAUUCCAACAAAGAUACAUAAUAGUAAAAAAAAUAAUGAAAAUAUUCAUAUUGUAAGUAAUGGUGAUAGACUUACAAAUAUGAACAGCAGUAUUUCACCAAAACAUACAAAAAGAAAAAUGAUAAAUUCAUAUUUUGAUCAUAAAAGCAAAAGGAAAUUCCCUGGUCCAGCAGGUCUUCUUACUGGUGGAUUUGAAGAAAACAAAUAUGAAAAUAUAUGUCAGAUAGAGUUACUUUCACAGGAUGUUGAUUUUACCCAAAAUAGUUUAAGAGGAGACUUAUUUGAGUCCCCAUUAUGGGCCAGACUGUUAGAUGACUUGAAGAUUUGGAACUUGAAUGAUAUAGAUUCAAUAAAAACAAUUAAACAACAAGCUAUAUCAGGAAACUUGAAAAGGAGAAAGGCUCACACAAUAACUGCAUUUGUUGAGACUGUUGACAGAUCUGCUGCAGACCCUUUGAUUGUCAUGAGAGAUACAACUGGAAAUAUAAAGGGCACGCUACACAGAGAUGCCUGGUCAACAUUCUCCAAGUACAUAGCCUCUGAAUACUGCGCUUUUAUUCUAUGGAAACCUACAAUACUUACUACUGGAAGUGCGUUUAAAAAGCACUACUUAAAUAUAACAUUAAGCAACAUAUUAGCUAUCUACAGCUCAACGGUACUGACGGAUGAUGCAGAUGCUAAGCCGUUGCCUGAUGGCUAUGCUAUAGUUUAUGAAGAGGAUUAUACUGUGAUAAAAACGCAAAAGAAUCUAAAUAACUUAGGAACAAAUGAAGCGAUUGGCAAUGGAGUAGAUAGCAAUCCUGGUGAUUUCUUAGAUGAACUAGAUACAAUAUUUUCUGAGGAUAUAUUUUAAUGUUACUCAAUUGUGAAUUCAAAACAAAUUGUUAACCUUUUAAAAUAUAUAGUCAGAGUACCUGAAAACGAAUGUGGAUAUGGUAAUGCAACUCCUAAGUUAUUGGAGACAGAUUUGAGGAUUGAUUUUCAGAAGAAAGUGAAGUAGAGUUGUUAGCUCUAUUAGGUAUAUGGCCGGUGCUUUACAUAAUUAAUGUGGAUUACAUUAUAACAAUGUUAGUCCAUGCAUGAUUUGAGAAUAAAUAAAAAAUAUCUUAUUAUACAA
Helicoverpa armigera (cotton bollworm) is the source of this 1642-nucleotide messenger RNA. RefSeq lists its product as uncharacterized. Gene Ontology annotation, biological process: recombinational repair. The coding region runs from base 347 to 1378 and encodes 343 amino acids. NCBI's taxonomy places the organism in Eukaryota, Metazoa, Arthropoda, Insecta, Lepidoptera, Noctuidae. The transcript has 5 exons. The record is from RefSeq and is a predicted model, not a curated record.